Molecule: messenger RNA, 876 nt
Organism: Cylindrotheca closterium
Lineage: Eukaryota; Bacillariophyta; Bacillariophyceae; Bacillariales; Bacillariaceae
Source: the annotation of a GenBank genome assembly
AUGUGCGUUCCUUGCUUCUUUACCAUUUCCACUUCCGAAGUCGGCAUUGUCGAAACAUGGGGAAAAUACUCUCGCAGCGUCCAACCAGGUUUGGGCUUUGUCAUGUGUCCCAUGGAAUCCUUGGUCGGACGGUUGUCCUUUCGGGUGCAACAAUUGGACGUCCGGGUGGAAACCAAGACCUUGGACAAUGUCUUUUUGACCGCGGUUGUCUCGGUCCAAUACCAAGUUUUGAGGGAAAACAUUCUAGAGGCUUUCUAUGCCUUGACCAAUCCAGCACAACAAAUUACUGCUCACGUCUAUGACGUUAUGCGCUCCCAGCUUCCUACUUUGGAACUUGACGCUGUCUUUGAAGCCAAGGAUGAUCUCGCCGCUGCCGUCAAGGAAGCCUUAAGUCAAACCAUGGAAAAGUAUGGCUACCAAAUUUUGAAUGCCUUGAUUACGGACCUUGAUCCUGAUCAACGCGUCAAGAAUGCCAUGAACGAAAUCAACUCGUCCAAGCGACUUAAAUAUGCCGUUGCCGAACGUGCCGAGGGAGACAAGAUUCUUCAAGUCAAAUCGGCCGAGGCCGAAGCGGAAGCCAAGUAUUUGUCGGGAGUCGGUGUGGCCAAGCAGCGCAAGGCCAUUGUGGAUGGAUUGCGUUCUUCUAUCGUUGAUUUCCAUGACAAUAUUGAUGGUACUUCCACCAAGGAAGUCAUGGAUUUGUUGUUGUUGACCCAAUACUUUGACAUGGUCCAAGGCGUCGGUACGGCACCUCAUUGCCGUACUACCUUUGUCCCUACGUCCCGCAACAUGGGAGACGAUAUGAGAAAUUCACUCUUGCAAGCCAAUGCGGCCACCAAGACUGGAAGAUAUGACGAUCGAGUAAUGAGUGCCUAG